Messenger RNA from Leptinotarsa decemlineata (Colorado potato beetle), 1739 nucleotides. RefSeq lists its product as uncharacterized. The record is from RefSeq and is a predicted model, not a curated record. NCBI's taxonomy places the organism in Eukaryota, Metazoa, Arthropoda, Insecta, Coleoptera, Chrysomelidae. Gene Ontology annotation, cellular component: nucleus; transcription regulator complex. Gene Ontology annotation, biological process: regulation of transcription by RNA polymerase II.
UGUCAUCGACGACGUGACAUAAAGUCGUAAUUUUAUGAAUGAAUUGAGUGCUUCAUCUCAUAAUGUUAUACAUAUUGUUGCUGAAGAGGUAAUAAGAAAAGUGUCUUAUUCACCGUCAAACAACGAACUUCUGAAAGCAAAGAUACUAGAAGAAUUGACCUGGCAACCUUGUAAAAUUGAGAUAAAUUACAAAUUUUGACAGUUAUGCUAACAUAACCUCAAAAUUAAUUAAUCAAUGAAAAAUUGUCGACAUAACAAGUAUUUUCCACAAAUUUGAGAUACAUCACAUCCAAAAUAUCUCGAAAUAGUGACAAAUAACUAGUGGACAAUGAUAGGAGGCAAAGUUGGACCGGCCCGAAAGUGUUUAUAGAAAAUGAAAUGGUAACACAAAAAGGAAAUGAAUUAUGAUCUCAGAUGGAUCAAGAUACCGCAUCUACAUCUAAUCCUAUGAAUCAAACAGAGAUGGACAAAUCCCUAAUAGUAUUUGUAAGACAAAACACAACCAUUUGGGAUAGAAAUUGUAAUACUUAUCCAAACAAACAUGUGAAGAGUCAACUGUGGGAUAGUAUAGCAGCUAGGCUGAAUUUGAAAACAAAUGCUUGUAUGUUGCGGUGGAAAGCAUUGAGAGAAAAAUAUAUUAGGCAAAGAGUCAAAUUUCAACAUGAAGGAGAAAAAUGGGAACUCCUUGAUGAGCUAAGUUUUUUAGAUAAAGUAAUACAAUACAGAAAAAAACAAAGUGACGAUACCCAUUACCAAAAAACGAAUUCCGAAAUUGUCCGAAAUAAUUCACCCCCAAGCAUGACCACGCAACAAGCCACAUCACACCUUCUGGAACGUAAAAACAACUUCUCACAAAUUACAUUGAAUUAUGAAACCGGAGAUGAAAGUUCAUUGAAUGAAUCAUCAAAUGACUUUGGAGUAAAGGAAGAAAGUACGGCUAUAGAAGUGGCUGACAGUUCUUGUUAUUCCAAUACUACAAGGAAACGAUUAUCUAGUACUCAUAGUGAGGCUGCAUCAGAAAAAAGAGAGAAAACAGAUGAUACUGUUCGGAAUCCCAAAUCACCUGAGGAUUUGUUUGGAGAUCUUGUGGCUGCCAUGUUAACCAGGAAACCUGAGAAAGACAGGAAUUUUUAUAUGAUCGAAAUCAUGAGAGUAUUAUCAAAGUGAUGAAUAUAUUUAUUACUUAUUUAUUUAUUCAUGUUUAUCAGAAUAAAAUAUAUUUUCAAAAGCAUGGUUCCAAUAAUAUCACUACUAAUUUUUUACAUGUUUUAUUCAAAAAGCGAUGACUGACUUAUCUGGAAAAAUAAGUUUUCAAAAAUAUUCGGAUACUGAUGAAAAAUGAGACAAGAAAUAAACAAAGUAACUUAAAUGAGAAAUAAAUAGUUCUGCAACAUCAAGUUUACUAUAAUAUCAAAAAUGUUGGAUUCACCACCAAAACUCACCAAGUCAUUUGUAAAACUAUUGAAUAAUUUGCAUAAAUUGAUAAUUCCGUCAAUUAUUGAAUUACCCAGAGAUGUUUCAUAAUUUUUCGGAAAUGAUUUUCAGGUUGAGUGAAAAAACAUCACUGUAUUUCAUUCAUUAUAGGAAAUGUUUGCCAUAUACAAGCAUAUUUAUCAUACGAUUUUUACGUUUAGAUUUAGUUUAUUUUAAUUUAUUUUAGUACUGCACUAGAGAAUAUCUAUAUUGAAACGAUUGUCAAUAUGUAGUCUCGUUUACUAAUAAAUAAAACGUUUCAUGUC